AGUCUACAACCUUCCAAGGUUAUAUCUCGAACGAGACGACUGUAGGUCACCCUUACUGCUCUUCACUCUUAAAUCCGAGCUUGGUGUGAAAGUAUCUGCUCUUGCCAGAGAUUUGCAUUGUCUUGCCUUUCGGAAUAAAAUUUGCAGCCAUGAGUCGAGAACUAGACGUCGAACCUGAAAUUAAAUACACUGAAGUUCAUGAAAUCAUCGUACCGCAUUUGGGCCAUAUUCCUAUUGCUAAAGGAGAUUUCCAUGCUCUUCCCACCAAAGCGAAGAAGUUUAUUGCGUUUUAUGCUGAUUAUCUGAAGCCUCGCGGUAUCUUUAUAUGUGAUGGUUCAAACGAAGAAGCAACAGAGAUAAUUCACAAGCUCGAAGAAAGAGGAACAUUAGAGCAAUUGGAGAAGUAUGAAAACUGCUACGUGUGCCGUACCGAUCCGGCAGAUGUCGCCCGUGUGGAGAGUAAAACAUGGAUUUGCACGAAAGAAAAACAUAAAACUGUACCAAGAUGUCACGGUGACGCUAAAGGAGGUCUCGGACAAUGGAUCUCGCCCGAAGACUGUCAAAAAGAACUACAGUCGAGAUUUCCUGGUUGUAUGGCAGGCAGAAUGAUGUACGUUAUACCUUUUUCUAUGGGGCCAGUUGGAUCUCCCUUGUCGAAAAUUGGUAUUGAAAUUACUGAUUCUAACUAUGUAUUGCUCUGCAUGCGUGUUAUGACCCGCGUUACUUCCAAAAUUUGGGAAGUUCUUGGAGACGGAGAUUUCGUGAAAUGUAUUCACUCCAUGGGAUGCCCUCGCCCAUGGAGAAAGAAGGUGGUCAACCACUGGCCAUGCAACCCUGAAAGAAUUUUCAUUGCCCAUUUUCCUGAAGAGAGAAAAGUGAAAUCCUUUGGAUCUGGAUAUGGUGGUAAUUCUCUUUUGGGAAAGAAGUGUUUUGCUCUUCGUAUUGCGAAUGCUAUUGCUAGAGAUGAAGGAUGGAUGGCUGAGCACAUGCUUAUCAUGGGUAUCACAAAGCCAGGUGGUAAAGAACAUUACAUCGCUGCAGCUUUUCCCUCUGCGUGCGGCAAAACAAAUUUGGCUAUGCUGGAGUCAACUUUACCUGGCUGGAAAGUUAGAUGCGUAGGAGAUGAUAUUGCCUGGAUGAGAUUCAACGAAAAGGGAGAAUUGCGAGCUAUCAACCCAGAAGCUGGUUUCUUUGGAGUUGCUCCAGGAACAAACUGGAAGACUAAUCCAAAUGCUAUGGCUUCUUUCCAGAAGAAUUCGAUUUUCACAAAUGUUGCAAAGACGGACGAUGGAUCUUACUAUUGGGAAGGACUCGAAGAUGAGGUUGAAGACAAGAAUAUUGGCAUUACAACCUGGUUGGGAAAGAGAUGGAAAAUUGGAGAAGAAGGCAAGGCAGCUCAUCCCAAUGCCAGAUUUUGCUCUCCUGCUGCUCAAUGUCCAAUCAUUCAUCCAAAAUGGGAAGAUCCUGAAGGUGUACCAAUCGAUGCUAUCUUGUUUGGCGGCAGAAGACCAGAGGGUGUCCCGUUGGUUUUUGAAUCAUACGGUUGGAACCAUGGUGUCCUCGUUGGAGCUGCUUGUAAAUCCGAAGCAACUGCUGCUGCGGAAUUUCAUGGAAAAAAGAUCAUGCAUGAUCCUAUGGCUAUGAGACCAUUUAUGGGUUACAAUUUUGGAGAAUACUUAGAUCAUUGGCUACAAUUUGGAAGACAAUCUGGUCUUAAAUUGCCCAAAAUUUUCCAUGUUAACUGGUUUAGAACCGGUGCGGAUGGUCAUUUCCUUUGGCCUGGCUUUGGUGAUAACAUCCGUGUAUUGGAUUGGGUUUGUAAGAGAGUUGAAGACAAAGAUGUGGCUGUUGAAUCUGCCAUCGGUUAUCUUCCAACAAAAGGAUCUAUUGACCUUUCUGGAAUUGAAGAUAAGGUGAAAUGGGACGAACUAUUCUCUUUGCCCAAGGAUUAUUGGAAAUCGGAUAUUGAAGAAACGAAAGCUUUCUUAGACAGAGAGGUUGGGGAUGAUUUACCUAAAGAGAUAUGUGAAGAGAUAAAGAAAAUGCAGGAGCGUAUCAACAAAAUGUAAUUGUUCUCUUAAGCAUUUCUGUCGAACUUUAAUAACUAAUUUGAAUAGCAUCUGAUAUAUUUCUCAUAGAGUAGUCAGUAAUAAUGAUAGAUUCGUACAAUACAAUAUAUGAAUUAUAUUAAUGGUUUGAUGUCAGUGUGCUUCGUACUUGUUAUCUAAUAAUCUGUCUCGUAUUAAACGCACCUUCUGAAUAAACUAUUAAAAAUGU
Molecule: messenger RNA, 2277 nt
Organism: Dimorphilus gyrociliatus
Lineage: Eukaryota; Metazoa; Annelida; Polychaeta; Dinophilidae
Source: the annotation of a GenBank genome assembly